AAAUUAUUUGUCUCUCUCACUACAAAUAUGGAAAUUCACUUUUCCGAUUCUUCAACGGUUCAACCUGAAAUGUGAGGAGUUGCAGAGAAGAAAACCUUUUUGGCAGACCUGAUUUUCUAUUUAAUUUUUUUUUUUUUUUUUUUUUAUAAAUCAAAUCAAAGGCUGUAAUUUUUCAUGCUUGGCUGAAUCAUUUACACAAACACAUGGCGAGUGAGUCGAGCGCCGAGUUCCACCACCGCCAGCAGGGCGUACUGUUCAAUUCCGCCGGAGCGGCGAGGAGCAGCAGCGGCGGCGGCGGCUCCGGUGGUUGCGAAUUGAUUUCGACGGCGAAUUGUUACAGGAACUCCUCCAUGGGAAGCUGGAAUUUGAGCGGAAUUGACGGGCCGCCUCCUCGGAGGAGAGGUAUGGUUUUCUCGUCUGUCGGUGCGCAUCGGAACUCUGUGGAUUCUUCUUCCUCGACGCUUGCAGUCGAUUCGGUUCCCGGAAUGAAGCACGAUACAGGCCUGGCUGCGGAUUGGUCGAUCGAUGAACAGUACAAGUUGGAGGAGGGACUUACCAAAUAUGCCAAUGAACCCAAUGUUUUGAGGUACAUUAAGAUCGCUUCCUCACUUCGUGACAAAACCGUACGGGAUGUUGCUCUUCGAUGUAGAUAUAUGACAAGAAAGAGGAGAAAACAGGAGGACCGGAGCCUUGUGAAGCAAAUUAGGGAUCAAAAGGAACAAAUGGAGUUAUCUUUGAAGAAUAACAUGUCUCCAGCUUCAUCAGUAAAUGUGGAUCCAUAUUGUUCAACUACAAACCAUCAUGAUCAGACUGAUUGCAUGCUUUCGGGAGUAUUGAGUGGCAAAGCCAGACAUCUGUUGGAAGAAAAUAAUCUGGCUUUUGGUCAAAUUUCAGUAAAUCUUUCAACUCUCAAGGUAAUGCCCAAACUCCCUUUGCUCUCACGGAAUUUGGAACUUGCUUUCUGUAAUUAUAGCUUAAUAAUUUUCUUAUAGUACGCGACAAAGGCAGUUUAUCAGAAAAGUAUACUUAUUGACUAUUGUGUUUAGGAUGAGUAAUGCUCUAUAAUCGCUGAACAUGAUUGCUUAAUUAAAUCGACAUUUUUUUAUCUUCAGCUACUAAUCUUCUUCAUUGACGACUAAUCCAAUUUACUGAUUGUGCUAAUUCUGAAUAACUACAAGUACGAAUUAUCUUAUCAAUCACCUAUCUAAUUGCAGGCAAGUAGAAGUUAGUUGACUGAUAACCAUGUAACUGUAACUGUAAAAUAAUGUGACUAUCUCUAAUCAUUCUCAAAUCCCAAGGCAUAUGGAAAAUGAAAAGUCAACAAAUUUAGAAACAAGUUAGUAAUUAGUAGAUUA
Molecule: messenger RNA, 1355 nt
Organism: Erythranthe guttata (spotted monkey flower)
Lineage: Eukaryota; Viridiplantae; Streptophyta; Magnoliopsida; Lamiales; Phrymaceae
Source: RefSeq, a predicted model, not a curated record